Messenger RNA from Plasmodium malariae, 1629 nucleotides. It is a transcript of the gene DDX51, whose product is annotated as ATP-dependent RNA helicase DDX51, putative. The coding region runs from base 1 to 1629 and encodes 542 amino acids. Gene Ontology annotation, molecular function: nucleic acid binding; ATP binding. Gene Ontology annotation, cellular component: nucleus. The transcript has 3 exons. The record is from RefSeq and is a predicted model, not a curated record. NCBI's taxonomy places the organism in Eukaryota, Apicomplexa, Aconoidasida, Haemosporida, Plasmodiidae.
AUGAAAAACUGCGUAUACAUCAGUUACGUGAAAAAGUCGAUUGAAAAUGAGAAUGGGGAAUUUUUAAACUUUGGAGAUCUACCUGAGACCGUAAAGGGAAACGAAAAGGAUGAAAACAAAAAAGGAAAACAGUCAGAUAUGCAAGAAAUUAAGAUACAUAAAAAAAAAGUAGAUGAAGUAAGAAAUGCCUUAAGCGCAAAUUGCAGAAUAGUAAAAAUAGAAGAUGAAGAAAUUGAAAUAGGUAAAUGGAAUUCAAUAAAAGAUACCCCAAUAAAUGAGCACAUUAUAAAUGCCCUGAUAAAUAAUUUUCAUUUCAAACACUUCUUACCGUGUCAGAGUUGUGUUUUACAAUAUUCAUUAUUAUAUAAAAAUGGAUCAAACUCUUUACUUAAUGGUGAUAUAUAUAUUGAAGUGCCUACAGGUUUAGGAAAAACGUUAUGUUAUAUUAUAUCCAUUUUAGAUUAUUUCUUAUGUAAUAAGGAUAAUAACUUAUUUUGCCUUAUAUUAACAGCAACAGAAGAAUUAGUGGUUCAAAUAUUAAAUGUUAUAAAUAAAUUUAAGAUAAAUAAUUUAAUAUGUCAAAGUAUAAAUACAAAUAUGUUUCAUGCGAAUAUUUAUUUUGAUGAAUUUAUUGAUAAUGAGAAUUUUUUUAAAGGCACCAACAUUAUUGUAACGACCACGGGUAAAUUUGAAAUGUUAUUUUAUAAUAAUGAAGAAUUAUUUAAAAAUUUAAAGUUUCUAAUUAUUGAUGAAGUAGACAAGAUUUUAUCAUUUAGCAAAACUAAUAUAAAUAGUUUAGUAAACUCGUUAACAAAUAUUGUAGAAAAAAAUCAAAAUUUAUGUACUACUUUGUACAAACCAAAAUAUUUUCUUCAAAAAAUUUUAGUCUCAGCUACCUUAUGUAAAGUUUCAGACAGCAUUAUGUCUAUAAAUUUAUAUAGACCUAUAUUAUUUUACUACAUAAUUAGUUACAAAAGAAAUGAAGAAUUUUAUUUAUAUGUAAAAAAAAAAUACAAUAAGUUGUAUAAUCUAAUUAAAUUAAUUCUGGACAUCCAAGUCAAAGAAAACCUGAGUAUGCUAAUUUUUUGCAAUGACGAAGAAUCGUCUCAUUUGCUAUUUCGAUACCUAACGGUAUAUUUUAGCUACACCAAUGAGGCACUUUAUAGUAUUAAGGAGUACAAUCGUAAUUUAUCUAGAAAAAGGAAAACGAAAAUUCUGAACGAGUUUUUUACCCAUCAGUUGAAUAUCUUAAUAUGUACAGAUUCUCUUUCGAGAGGGUUGGACACUGUGAACGUUAAUUAUAUCGUUAAUUACGAUAUGCCUGGAUACUAUAAUGUUUUAACGCAUAGGGUUGGACGACUGGGAAGAUACAACAGCAGAAGAGGAACAGUAUAUCAUUUUAUUAAGAAAAAGGAAAAAGCAGUGAUGUUAAAGUCAGCUAGGCAAAGAAACAUAAAGGCUAUUGCAAAAUUGAAAUUCAAAAAAGCAAAUUUAAUUGACAUUAAAAAUAAUUUAUUGCACUUGAAACCUUUAAUUAAAAACUCGUUAAAGAAGGAAACUAUGGAAAUAAUAAAUAGACACAAAUUAUAUGGCUAUGACGAUUUGAGAAAGCUGUGCGCCCCACCAUGA